Messenger RNA from Caenorhabditis remanei, 204 nucleotides. RefSeq lists its product as uncharacterized. The transcript has 2 exons. NCBI's taxonomy places the organism in Eukaryota, Metazoa, Nematoda, Chromadorea, Rhabditida, Rhabditidae. The record is from RefSeq and is a predicted model, not a curated record. Bases 1 to 204 code for a protein of 67 amino acids.
AUGGCCAAGGGAAAAGACAAUCAAGGAAAGAGAAACCAAGAGAAAAACGAGAUGAUGAUGUGGACUGGAACUGGAAUUAAAGAGAAUGACAGAUAUAGAAAAGAUUUAACAAUCGGGAAUUCUGAAUUACCUCCGACGGAUGUCGUCGCUGGACUCAUCGAUUGCUGGAAACCAUGUCCGUUAGUCUGCAUUCGGGCAUACUGA